AUGUAUCUUUGCUUUUUGAUCCUUUUACGUGAAAAUGAACGAGCAAUACUGAAUAUCAUCAAGCAAAUUUUGGCUGAUAUAGACAUGGGACACAAGAUCACAGAACUUCUUAGCAACGCAGAGAAGUUCUCUUACUCUUUCGAAGUUACUCCUGAUAUAACUGAAGAUAAACUAAACAACAUUUCACUAGAGCCAGCAUUUUACUCAAUUACAUGGCAUGCGAAGUUGUAUGAAUUCAAAGAUCUAAAUAUUCCGCCUUUACGAUUAGCUGAGAGCUUGGCAAAUAAAAACAAAAAUGUCUUGCUAAAUUUAUCGUGUCAUAAAUUGAGGAAACCUUAUCUAAAUGGUGUUUUGGAUUAUCUGAAAUCAAAUAAUGUAUGCAAUUUGUUCGCUAUACAAGGAGAAGGUUACGAUGAAAACCUAUCGGACUUCAAAUCAACAUCAGAGUUAGUAACAUACAUUAGAGAACAUUCAGGGGACUUUUUCUCUAUUGGUGUGGCUGGACACUGUGAAAAAUUAGCCAGUGUUGAGGCUUUAAAAAGCAAAAUGGACAGUGGAGCUGAUUUCAUUAUGACGCAGGCAUUUUUUGACCCGAAUGUCUUCAAAUCGUUUGUGGAUAAAUGUAAAGAUGCAGACAUUACAGCACCCAUUAUCCCAGGUGUAUUUCCCUUUGAAAAUCAGGCUGAAGUGGAAAGAUUUAUAACCUUGUGUAAAAUACACGUCGACCCAAAUGUUAUGGAAACUAUAAAAAAUCAGUCGACCGUUCAUAUUGUAAAGAAUCUAAUUGAUUUUAUUUUGAAAGAGACUGAUGUUAGACACUUUCAUUUUUUCACUAUGAAUAAAUUCGAAAGGGCGUCGAAUAUUAUCGAAGAAGUAAUCAAAUCUGAAGGUAUAAGAUGA
Messenger RNA from Leptosia nina, 900 nucleotides. The record is from the annotation of a GenBank genome assembly. NCBI's taxonomy places the organism in Eukaryota, Metazoa, Arthropoda, Insecta, Lepidoptera, Pieridae.